Messenger RNA from Impatiens glandulifera, 1636 nucleotides. Its product is annotated as NAC domain-containing protein 60-like. Gene Ontology annotation, biological process: regulation of DNA-templated transcription. Lineage: Eukaryota; Viridiplantae; Streptophyta; Magnoliopsida; Ericales; Balsaminaceae. The record is from RefSeq and is a predicted model, not a curated record. Gene Ontology annotation, molecular function: DNA binding. The transcript has 5 exons. The coding region runs from base 241 to 1371 and encodes 376 amino acids.
GAGUGUCUUAAAAUUCAUCGUUCUAGUUAUGCAACACGUAGCUGAUUGCAUGUGAUUCUUCACUCUCAGAGUGAUGACUCUUCGAUUACAGUGUCGGAUCAAGUAGAGAGAGGUUUAUCGGUGAAGAGUUUGAAGUUUCUUACCCCUAAAGAAAAGGUAAGAUAAUUGUGUUUUCUAUUAUUCGUUUCUUUACACACACACACAACACACCGACCGCGGAGAAAGGCAGAAAAACUUGCUAUGGAGGAAACGUUUAGGAAGGAGUUUGAUCAUAUGACGACCAAGUACCCGGGAUUUAGGUUUUCACCUACUGAUGUGGAAUUGAUCUCUUUUUACCUUAAGAACAAGCAAGAGGACUUGAAUGAUGCAGCUUCGGUCAUUCCAGUGGUUGAGAUUAAUAAUUUUGAGCCUUGGGAUUUGCCAGCUAAAUGUCCAAUAUACUCGGAGUGUGAAUGGUACUAUUUUACUUCUCGUGGGAGGAAGUAUCCCAAUGGGUCUCAAAGUAAGAGGGCAACUGAAUGCGGUUAUUGGAAGGCAACUGGUAGAGAACGGAAUGUGAAUUCGGGGAACACUCUUGUUGGUACAAAGAGGACACUGGUUUUUCACAUUGGUCGUGCCCCAAACGGGGUGAGGACUGAUUGGAUCAUGCAUGAAUAUUGUGUGAUCGGCCAAUCACAGGUACAAGACUCAUUGGUUCUUUGUCGUCUGCGAAAGAACAAUUAUGUUAGCAUAUUUGAUGGUGAGCUGCACCUUGAGCAUGAAGCGGAAAUUAAUGAACAAUCUGGCAGUGGCGAAGGAAUGAAGGUUGAUUAUCCAAAACAUAACACUAGCAACACCUCAGUUGAUCAACAAAAUGAUUCGGAAUUACCCUCUGCUAAGAAAUUUGCAGCUGGACCAAGCUCUCAGAAGAUUGAUGAGGAUGAUGAGGAAGAUUUAUAUGCCGAAAUACUUAAAGACAAUCUCAUUGACCUCGAUGAUGCAUUACUUCCUCUGUAUCCAAGCAACUUCUUGUUGUCCACAUAUCCACCCGAGCAUCGAAGAACUGCGCAAAUACCCAUUGAAACUUUCCAGCCGAACACACAAACUGCACAAAUACCCACCUUACUGUCGAACACACCACCAGUACAAACUGUAGCAAAUCAAAGAGUAAGGAUUAACUCAGUAAAAGGACAAUCAAGUGCUCAGUCAAGAGGGAAGACAUCUGUGACCAUCUUCCCAAAACAGAAACAGAUCCAUGGGAAAAAAUUCCCAUCUUGCAUCGUUAACCUGUUUCAAGACAAAAAUAUCCGCUUCCGUUAUGCAUAUAUAUGUGCUGUGUUUAUACUGGGUUUGUUGCUUCUGCUUUGGCUCGUGGACAUGUUUAUGGUUUGAAGAAGGUAGACUUUCUUGGUAAACUAUGGUAGAUGGACAUUAGUGGUCGAAUUUUCAAAAGCAUGUUUUCUUUUUGUUUUUGUGUUUGUGUUAGUGUUGUUGGAGACACAUGUUGUUGCUACCUUUGGUUUGUAUGUUUUUAAUAUCAGAAAAAGGAGCCCCUCUAGUAGUCAUGUUUGUCUAAAAGGAUUAUGUAUUAUUCUUCUAUAUGAUCAUGGCUUAUGAAGGGUGGUUUAUCUUUAAUAUAAAUUUCACCUUUUCUUGU